This is a messenger RNA of Gossypium raimondii (Peruvian cotton), 1839 nucleotides long. Its product is annotated as berberine bridge enzyme-like 8. The transcript has a single exon. The coding region runs from base 108 to 1700 and encodes 530 amino acids. The record is from RefSeq and is a predicted model, not a curated record. NCBI's taxonomy places the organism in Eukaryota, Viridiplantae, Streptophyta, Magnoliopsida, Malvales, Malvaceae. Gene Ontology annotation, molecular function: oxidoreductase activity; FAD binding.
CAAGGUUGCUUCCCUUGUAAAUUACAGAAGGUUCCUUAUAGUUGUAUGUAAAUGCCCGAAAAGAAAUUGGGUUUUCUUCAAUUUUCUCUGAAAACUCGAAAAUUUUGAUGGGUUUUCAGUCACUUGUCAUCAUCUUUCUACUUUGUAUUUCAAUGGCGAACUCAGAUCAUCUUAAGCAAAACAAAACCAUCCUUCAAUGCCUUACCGAUCAUUCCAUAGCUUCCCCUUCGAUCUCUUCAGUUACCUUCUUCCCCACCGAUCCUUCUUUCACAUCCACUUUGCAAUCAUACACUAGAAACCUCAGGUUCACCUCCACCACUACCCCUAAACCUCUGUUCAUCGUGGUUCCUUCCCACGUCUCUCACAUUCAAGCUUCCAUCAUUUGCUGCAAAACCCAUGGUUUAGAAAUGAGGAUCCGUAGUGGUGGACACGACUACGAUGGUCUUUCGUAUGUAUCUAAAGCCCCAUUCAUGAUCCUUGACUUGUUUAACCUUCGAUCUGUGAUUGUCGACAAUGGAACAGCUUGGGUUGAAUCAGGUGCUACUUUGGGUGAACUUUUUUAUGCCAUUAGUCAAAAAAGUAAAAUUCAUGGUUUCCCUGCUGGUGUUUGUCCUACAGUGGGUGUUGGUGGUCAUUUUAGUGGUGGUGGUUAUGGCAACAUGAUGAGGAAAUUUGGGUUAUCUGUUGAUAAUGUUAUUGAUGCAAAGCUUGUUGAUGUUAAUGGCAAUGUUUUAGAUCGAGAAUCAAUGGGGGAAGACUUGUUUUGGGCUAUUAAAGGAGGUGGCGGAGCUAGCUUUGGUAUCAUCAUUUCAUGGAAAAUCAAGUUAGUUUCUGUACCUGAAAUUGUUACUGUUUUUAAAAUUGAAAAAACUUUAGAACAAGGUGUAACUGGUAUUGUUCAUAAAUGGCAAUACAUAGCUGAUAAAAUAGAUCCAAACUUGUUCAUUAGAGUUGUUUUAUUACCUGUGAAUAAAAAACAUUUGCAGUCCAUUAAAGCUAAGUUCAUUGGAUUGUUUCUUGGGAAUGGUCAAGAACUGAGUUCAUUAAUGAAUGAAGCAUUCCCUGAAUUGGGUUUAUCAUUUGACCAAUGUAUUGAAAUGAGUUGGAUUGAAUCAAUCUUGUUUUGGUCUAAUUAUCCUAAAGGAACAUCCUUGGAUGUGUUGCUUGAUAGACAACCUCAACAAGAAAAGUACUUGAAAAAGAAAUCAGAUUAUGUGCAAGAACCAAUUUCAAAGGAGAAUCUUGAAGGGAUUUGGAACAAAAUGAUUGAACUUAAAAGACCUGCGUUGACUUUGAAUCCUUAUGGUGGGAAAAUGAGUGAGAUUUCGGAGUUCGAAACCCCAUUUCCUCAUCGAGCAGGGAACAUAUACAAAAUCCAAUACUCGGUGACUUGGAAAGACGAUGGUGUCGAGGCUUCUGGUCGUAGUUUAGAUCAGAUUAGGAAGCUUUAUGAUUAUAUGACUCCAUAUGUAUCAAAAUCUCCAAGGAGUUCAUAUCUGAAUUACAGAGAUGUGGAUAUAGGGAUUAAUGAAAAUGGCAAUGCAAGCUACUCAGAGGGUGUUAUAUGGGGAAGAAAGUAUUUUAAAGGGAAUUUUGAGAGAUUGGUGCAAGUGAAAAGUAAGGUAGAUCCUGGUAACUUUUUUAGAUAUGAACAAAGUAUUCCAUGUCUUGGAUCUUGGAAGAGUAUAACGGCAGAAUAAAAGCUUUUUUAGGUAUAUGAACCUCAUUAUUUCUAUCUAAUCUUUGUUUAUUUGUAGACUUAAUAUCUAAAACUAUAUGUUGUAUUGUUUGGUUCUACAUAUAUAUAUAUAAGGGGUGACCUCCCUUGCCAUGUGUGAA